CUUUUUUUCCCCCUUUUUUCUUUCUUUCUUGUUUUAUCUAUUUUAUAACAAUAUAUCAAUUAUAGAAUGUCCUCUCCCACCUCAGGACGUACAAGAAAACGUCUUGUCAAAGGUACUGAAAAGGUUGACAAGUUUCAAAUGUUAAAGGACGCAAGACGAAACCGAUCUCGUAGUGCCUUAUACGAUAAUAAAGUGGUUGAUGAUCUUUACGAAGAAGUAGAUGAAGAAGAAUAUAUUGCUCGACAGGAUGACGAUAAGUUUGUGGAAGACGACGAUAAUGCUGGUUAUAUUGACGAUGGUCGCAAUGAUCAAAUAUUCUCAGAAGAUGAGUAUGACGGGGAUGCUGAUACUGGAAAACGCAAACGCAAGUCCAAAAGUACUAAGCAACAACAAAAAAACAAAAAAGUCGAUAGUCCUUUACCAAGUCAUUCGCAAAUGCUCAACAAAUUUUUCCAAAAGUCUACCAAAUUGGAAACUACUUCUACCAAGCCCAACACGUCUAUUACAGAAGAUGACGAUUUUAUGGCCAAUUUAUUAUCUAAUCUAGGACCUUCUCCAGAAGAUACAGCUUCCUCAGUAUCAAGAAAAUCUCGCAAAAUUGAAAGAUCUCAGCGAAUGACGGCACUUAAUACGCCUCUUCCCUCUCGACAACGUUUUGCACCUCCAACACCACAACCGCUAACAGCACAACAACAACAACAACAACAACAACAACGACAACGUACUGUCAACGAUCACGUCAACAACACUCAAAUCAAUAGCGACCAUGAAACUGCUGAAGUUACUUCUGACAAUCAUACUCACAACAAUGAUCACAACGUUGAGGAUGAUGCUGAUUAUGGAUUUGAUGAUAUGGAUCUGGAUUUUGAUGACAUUGAAGCUGAUUUAAAUUCAACUACUAUGAAGAAGAAGGAAGUAGAAAUCAAAAUGGAACAAGAUGAACCAAUAUUGACAACAGCUCCAAAAGUCCAUAUCAAGAAGGAAGAAACAAGAGAUCCUGAUUUACAAGGUUGGGAAGCAGCCGAAGCAAAAAUGACCAGCGAUGUUAUGGAUACAAUAACUUUGAAGGAGGAAUCUACAGCAAUGACAUUACAAGAGGACGACAAGAGUCUUCAUUUUUGGUGGUAUGAUGCUUAUGAACACCGAGAUAAGGGUUCUGUAUAUUUAUUUGGAAAAGUUCUCAACAAAAGUUCCAACAAUUAUAUCAGUUGUUGUGUAGCUAUUCACAAUAUUGAACGCAAUAUAUUUAUACUUCCACGAGCACAGACAUUGGAUGGCCAAGAAGUCGGAUUAGAAGAUGUAUAUGGCGAACUUUCCGAUAUUUGUACAAAGACUCGAAUCAAGAAAUGGGCAUCAAAAGCAACUACCAGAAAAUACGCAUUCGAAAUUCCUGGCGUACCCCAAGAAGCUGAAUAUCUUAAAAUGGUCUACAGUUACAGUGAACCAGCAUUACCUGAAAACCUCAGUGGAAACACUUUUAGUCAUACUUUUGGUAUUCAAACUGGUCCAUUAGAACAUUUUUUGAUCAAACGUGAUAUUAUGGGUCCUUGUUGGCUAAAAAUUAAAGACGCAAAAGUCAGUGCAAGCAAGGAAACCUGGUGCAAAGUCGAAUAUACUGUAAAUGAUCCGAAACUAUGCAAUCCUCUUCGUGAUGCUGAUGGAAAUUCACCAAACACUAUCCCUCCACUGGUGGUCAUGUCUCUUAGUCUUCGCACUAUUUUGAACAAACAAAAGAAUGCCAAUGAAAUUGUCGCUGCUAGUGCUCUCGUAUGCAAACAAGUGAAAAUCGAUGAACCUACACCAAUUCAAGAUCAAGCCAAGAUACGCUUCACAGCAGUAAGACAACUCAACAAUACGCCAUUUCCUCCAGGUUUUCAGGAUGCAGUGACGAAGGAAAGAAAACAAAGCAACUCUUCUAUUCAAGUUGAACGUACCGAAUCUUCUCUUCUCAAUUAUCUUAUCGCAAGAAUCCAUUCUUGUGACCCAGAUGUGAUUGUUGGUCAUAAUUUUUCUGGUUUUGAUUUGGAUGUUCUUCUUCAUCGAAUGAAAGCACUUAAUACACAACAUUGGCACAAAUUAGGUCGACUCAAACGCAAAAACUGGCCAAAACUUCAAGCGGGCGCCGGUGGAGCACGGGAAUCAACCUAUCAAGAACGUAUGGUUAUGUGUGGUCGACUUAUAUGUGAUACUUAUUUGGCAUCCAAGGAUUUGAUUCGAAGCAAGUCGUAUCGAUUAGGUGAUCUAGCCAAAUCACAACUCAAAAUUGAUCGUGAGGAUAUUGAAUUCGACAAACUUGCUGGUUAUUACAACAAUGCUACUGAUCUGCUCCAUUUAGUCAAACACUGUUCCUUUGACGCCUUUUUAUCUUCUGCAUUGAUGUUCAAACUUCAAAUCUUACCUCUGACAAAACAGUUGACGAACUUGGCUGGUAACUUGUGGGCAAGAACAAUGACAGGUGCUCGUGCGGAACGGAAUGAAUUUCUUUUGCUUCAUGAAUUCCAUCGUCAAAAAUACAUUUGUCCUGACAAAUCACUUAACUUUAAAUCUCAAGCUGCUGUGGAAGCAUUGGAAAUCGAUGGUGAUGAAAACGCAGAAAAGACAAAAACGAAAUCCAAAGGACGAAGGAAACCUGCUUAUAGUGGUGGCCUGGUGCUGGAACCGAAGAAAGGUUUCUAUGAUAAAUUUGUAGUCCUCCUUGAUUUCAACAGUUUAUAUCCAUCCAUUAUUCAAGAAUAUAAUAUUUGCUUCACUACUGUUCAACGAGAAGGAACUGACAACAAGGAUGAUGAACCGGACGACAUGACAGAAGAAAAGGUACCUGAUAUCCCUGAUCCCAGUAUGACUCAAGGUGUUCUUCCAAGAUUGAUCAAGGCUCUAGUAGAGCGACGACGACAGGUUAAAAAACUUAUGAAGGAUCCAAAACUGACUGAAGCUGAAAUGAUGCAGCUGGACAUUCGACAAAAGGGUUUAAAAUUGACUGCCAAUAGUAUGUACGGAUGUCUUGGAUUUUCUCAUUCAAGAUUUUAUGCUAAACCUUUAGCCAUGUUGAUUACUCACAAAGGGCGAGAAAUUUUACAAAACACGGUGAAUUUGGCAGGCAGUAUGGAUCUCAAUGUUAUCUAUGGUGAUACGGAUUCUAUUAUGGUUUAUACCAAUGAAAGCGAAUUGGCCAAGGUCAAGGAAAUGGGAAAUUUGCUCAAGAAACGAGUCAAUGAACUUUACAACUUGCUAGAAAUUGAUAUUGAUGGUUUCUUUAAACAUAUGUUACUACUCAAGAAGAAAAAAUACGCUGCUCUCUUAGUAGAAGAAAAAUCAAAUGGUGAACUGGUGGAAACUGUAGAAACCAAAGGUCUUGAUUUGGUACGUAGAGAUUGGUGCGACCUUUCACAUGAUGUGUCAAAUUGUGUAUUAUCGUUUAUUCUGUCAAAACUGGACCGGGAAGAAGUAGUGGAACAAAUCCAUGAAUAUUUACGACAAGUUGGAGAACAAAUUCGAAAUGGUGAAAUGUCUUUGGAAAAGUUUAUCAUCAACAAGCAAUUAACGAAAAGUCCAGAAGAAUAUGCUGAUAGUAAAAGUCAACCUCACGUCCAAGUCGCCUUACGCAUGCGUCAAGCAGGUUUAUCAGUCAAUGCCGGUGAUACUGUACCUUACGUCAUAUGCCAUGUGGAGAAUCUUCCUAGUGGAUCAAAAGGUUUUGCAGAACGUGCUUUCCAUCCGAAUGACGUGAAGAAUGGUGACAAGCAACUUGAUAUUGAAUGGUACCUGAAUCAACAAGUUCAUCCUCCCAUUGCCCGUCUAUGUUCCCCUAUUAAUGGCACUGAUGCAGCUCAAUUAGCUGAAUGUCUCGGAUUGGAUGGAAGCAAAUUUACACAUGUGUCCAUGUCAUCAGGUGCUGACGGGGAUGCUUAUGUUACAUUAGACUCUCAAAUCAGUGAUGAAGAACGAUUCAAAGAAUGUGAUCGACUACAAUUACGAUGCCAACAAUGUCAAGAAAUAACAAAUUUUGAUGGAAUUGGUAGAUUAGUCGAUGGGGAUACAAUGGAAUAUGGAUUAUCAUGUAUACAAUGUCACCAUGUACUACCUACUCCUAGUGUGCAUACCCAAUUGACUAUGGCAAUUCGAAAGUAUAUCCGUCAAUAUUAUGAAGGAUGGCUGAUAUGUGAUGAUGACACAUGUUUUAACCGGACAAGAAUGAUGUCUGUCUUUGGGCGAAGGUGCUCUGCAGAUGGUUGUCAAGGUGCCAUGAUUCGAGAGUACACGGAUAAACAAUUAUACACACAACUAUUAUUCUAUUCUCACUCUUUUGAUCCAGAACUGAUACGAAAACAAUAUAUGAAAUCUCCUCAUAGUGUGCAAAUAUCCUCUUUUAUCAACAAACAUCAUUCUUCUCUUAUUACAUAUAGAACGGCUGUCGAUAGAUACUUGAAUAGAUCAUCGUAUCGUCAUGUAGAUUUACACAAACUUAUGUCUUUCUUUACUAUUUAGUUUAUCUUCCUUUUACAUUUAUUUUUUAUCUUCAAUAUCUUUUCAUAAUAAACAAAACAAUUCAUUCAACAUCAC
This is a messenger RNA of Halteromyces radiatus, 4560 nucleotides long. Its product is annotated as DNA polymerase family B-domain-containing protein. The record is from RefSeq and is a predicted model, not a curated record. The coding region runs from base 67 to 4485 and encodes 1472 amino acids. Lineage: Eukaryota; Fungi; Mucoromycota; Mucoromycetes; Mucorales; Cunninghamellaceae. The transcript is spliced from 20 exons. Gene Ontology annotation, cellular component: alpha DNA polymerase:primase complex. Gene Ontology annotation, biological process: DNA replication; mitotic DNA replication initiation; leading strand elongation. Gene Ontology annotation, molecular function: DNA replication origin binding; DNA-directed DNA polymerase activity; pyrimidine nucleotide binding.